CAGCGGCUGCGCUGCGGGAGCUCCGGCGGCCGCGAUCCUAAUGGCUGCGCGUGGGCCGCGGUGAGCGCGGGCGGAGAGCGACGGGCGUGGGGCUGCGGAGAGCGAGAGCGAGCGCGGCCGGACCCUGGCCAGGCCCCGCCCGACCGGCCGAGCCCGCGAUGCGCCCCGGGGUCGACCCCCGGCGCAGCUGACGCCGCGGCCCGCGGAGACCCCGGCCGGUCGGUCCCGGAGAGCGGCCACCCCGGCCCAGGCCGCGAUGGCGGGGAAGGCAGCCGCCCCGGGCACCGCGGUGCUGCUGGUCACGGCCAACGUGGGCUCGCUCUUCGACGACCCAGAAAACCUCCAGAAGAACUGGCUGCGGGAGUUUUAUCAGGUCGUCCACACGCACAGGCCGCACUUCCUGGCCCUGCACUGCCAGGAGUUCGGAGGGAAGAACUAUGAAGCCUCCAUGUCGCACGUGGACAAGUUUGUCAGAGAACUUCUGUCUAGUGACGCGAUGAAAGAGUACACCAGGGCGCGGGUCUACCUGGAUGAAAACUUCAAGUCCCAGGAGCACUUCACGGCACUAGGAAGCUUUUACUUUCUUCACGAAUCCUUAAAAAACAUCUCCCAGUUUGACUUUAAAGCCAAGAAGUAUAAAAACGUCACUGGUAAGGAGAUCUACUCAGACACGCUGGAGAGCACGCCCAUGCUGGAAAAGGAGAAGUUCCCGCAGGACUACUUCCCCGAGUGCAAGUGGUCGAGGAAAGGCUUCGUCCGGACGAGGUGGUGCCUUGCGGACUGUGCCUUUGACUUGGUGAACAUCCAUCUUUUCCACGAUGCUUCCAACCUGGUUGCCUGGGAGACCAGCCCUUCUGUGUACUCGGGGAUCCGGCACAGGGCCCUGGGCUACGUGCUCGACAGAAUCAUUGACCAGCGAUUCGAGAAAGCGUCCUACUUUGUCUUUGGCGAUUUCAACUUCCGGCUGGAUUCCAAGUCCGUGGUGGAGACUCUCUGCACAAAGGCCACGAUGCAGACCGUCCGGGCCGCCGACACCAACGAAGUCGUGAAGCUGAUAUUCCGAGAGUCGGACAACGACCGGAAGGUGAUGCUCCAGCUUGAGAAGAAGCUCUUUGACUACUUCAACCAGGAGGUUUUCCGGGACGACAACGGCACCGCGCUCUUAGAGUUUGACAAAGAGCUGUCUGUCUUUAAGGACAGACUGUAUGAACUGGACAUCUCGUUCCCUCCCAGCUACCCAUACAGUGAGGACUCCAGCCAGGGCAGGCAGUACAUGAACACCCGGUGCCCCGCCUGGUGUGACCGUGUCCUUAUGUCCCCGUCCGCCAAGGAGCUGAUUCUGAGGUCGGAGAGCGAGGAGAAGGUUGUCACCUACGACCACAUCGGGCCCAGUGUCUGCAUGGGAGACCACAAGCCCGUGUUCCUGGCCUUCCGCAUGGCGCCCGGGGCAGGGAAGCGGUGCCAGCGCCCCGAGGGGACCCCCGGCGAGGCCUCCCUGCGGCACGAGGAGCCGCGUCCUCCGAGAGCUGCAUCGACAGACCCGCCUGAGCGCCACCGCUAGACGGCCGGCCCCGCACGUCGCUUCAGCCCCGGACGGCGCUCCGGACAAGCCUCACAUACCUCACUGUCGUGUCUGUUUGUGUGACAUCAAGUAGAAACAUUGGGAUUUUUAAAAUAAGUCACAGUCCUGUUGCCAAAACUCUAAUAGACAGCAAAGAGAUCCUGCAUUUUAGACUUCACGGUUUUCGAUUUUUAAUCAUUGUCAGCGUGGAGGAGCUUCUCCGGCGUAGAAACCCCACAGGGCUCGGAGUCCCCUCCGUGGCGGGGCGGCCGGGGCUCUGCCGGCCGGCGGCGUGGCCCUCGCUUUCACUUCCGGAGGCCCCUUCCCUGUUAGUCACUCUACUGCCAUGUUACAUGGUUUUUGAAUCACACUGCAGCUGCUUCCCAUUUUUAUAUAUAUAAAUAUAUAUAAAUAUAUACUUUUUAAAAAUAAUUUAUAAACCUUACCAAAACUUACGCUAAAUAUACUUUCCAGUAUGAACGCUUGAGUGUCAUAUCAGCA
Molecule: messenger RNA, 2062 nt
Organism: Kogia breviceps (pygmy sperm whale)
Lineage: Eukaryota; Metazoa; Chordata; Mammalia; Artiodactyla; Physeteridae
Gene: INPP5A
Product: inositol polyphosphate-5-phosphatase A
Biological process (GO): phosphatidylinositol dephosphorylation
Molecular function (GO): inositol-polyphosphate 5-phosphatase activity
Source: RefSeq, a predicted model, not a curated record